GGAAGGGAAGUCCUACUAAAUGAAGCCAGCACAUGACUGAACGACACACGCUACGGUGGAAUGUCAUGUCAAUCAUGUUUUGGCGGGCGAUUACGUCACUUCCGCCGACACCUGUGUCCAUUUAGCGUCUAAUUGAAGUCACAUGGUGUCCUCCUGUUUCCGAGCGAGAUGGCCCAGCCUCGCCGCGUCCAGCUGACGUCUUUGACAUGUCAAGUUCACUCGGCGGACAUUAGCACCGCGACCCAGCAGCUGGCGCUGCGGGUCGGGAAAGAAGACAUCGUUUCCGGUGCCGGACCUUCGUCGGAGGUGGACGCGGGCUCGACCCGGCUCGUCGUCGGCUUGUUCGAGCCUGAUGACCGCAGCUUCCCCGAGUUUAGCUACGCUCAGCUGCUGGAGAACAAGAAGAGCCACAACAAAGAUGAAGUCCAAUCGAGGUCCACGUUCGAAGAGGAGGAGCAGAGGGAGAAGGACCAGUUGGCUGACAUUGCUAGAAAGAUGGAAGAAAAAUAUGCAGUCAAGAGAAAGCAGGAUCGCGUUCAAGACUUGAUUGAUAUCGGCUACGGAUAUGAUGAUGAAGACUCCUUCAUCGACAACUCUGAGGCUUAUGAUGAGUUUGUGCCAGCCUCUAUCACCACCAAAUUUGGAGGCUUCUACGUCAACUCCGGCGUGCUUCAUUUCCGCGAGGCUUCUGACACGGACAACGAGAAAACCCCUGACACCUCCAAAAAACGUAAACUUAAAGAGAGACAGGACUUCUCGAGCCCGAAGAAGAAACGCUGUCUAAAGGUUUUCGAGGACAAAAAGGAUCCUGAUGCAAAGUCGAGUGCAGCAUCGGAGACGGUGGCAGGUGGCGAGAUGAUGCUGAUGAAUAAGAAGAAAAAGAAAAAGGUAGCCAGCACGCUGAGCGUCACCAGCAUGCUAAAAAAGUUCCGGCGAGAAAAGGAGCAGGAAAGACAGAAAAUGGAGAGAGCUCGUCAGCGAAUCGCUGCCCUCCCGGACACCUCGGUGAUGCCUCUGUGCCCGGCGGACGCGGGUGGUGGUGGAGGUGGGGGCUUGGGCUUGACCGAUCCGCUGCUCAGUUUGAUCGGAUCCACCAACGAGCACGCCUUUCUCCAGGCCGCCAGCACGGUAGACUUUGACAUAGAUCUGGACUGUCUGUUGGAUGUCGGCGAAGAGAUGUCUUCACCAAAAUCAACAACUCAGUCUUUGGCAGAAGCACACCCUCCAACGCAGCCCAACAUGGAUGAUCAAAACCAGCCUGCAUGCUCUUUUGAUGCACCUCCAAGCAGGAAGAUGAGCCAAACACUGCCUCUACAGUGCGCCCCAAUGCCUGAAGGACUCCCGCCCCUCCUGAAGGAAAGCAUCAAGAAACUGAUGUUGGUGGCCAAGACCUCGGAGGGAGAGUCCAAAGUCAAGUUCUUCACCCCAGAAGUCAACGCUGUCCUGCUGGAUAUUGAGUGUCAGUGUCGUGAGCAUGGCGGACAACUGCGCUCCAGAGUGUACACACACCUGUCGUCCUUCCUGCCCUGCAGCAGAGAGACGCUCCUGAAACGUGUCAAGAAACUUAAACUUGCAGAGGACAUUUCCAAUGUGGAAGAUCCCGUGCAGAAACUGAAGGAUGCUAUCGGGCGAGCCAUGCUUGAGCAGAUUGCUUCUUUCAAUCAACAUUGUCAGGAAUAUGAGCAAGUUAAGACCUUAAGGGCAGCUGUGGAGGGCAACGAUGUCAAACUUAGCCACGGGAACAAUGAGGAGAAAGUGGCGAAAAGAGGAGGAGGUCCUAAGAAGUUGUUCAAAUGGAACGAGGAGAUCAGGGAGGGCCUGUGCAGUGUGCUGAAGGAAAAACUGAAUGUGUUUAGAAGCAAACCUGAAGGCACCCAGCAGCUGGAGGACUACCUCAAGGCCUUUUUAGACAUCGACAUUAAACCUCUUUGGCCUAAAGGCUGGAUGCAGUCUAGGGUGUUGAUGAGUGAAAGCAGGAAGUUGUUGGGCCUGCAGACUUUAAUCCCAAUGAGGAGGCUGAAAUCGGAGAAGAAGCAGCAGCUGUCAAUCACCGGUGCUCCAUACAUUGGACCGUUCUCAGUUAAAGUGGAACCUCAUGACGCUCAUGAAGUGGUGGAAACUUCAAGUACGUCCUCCGUAACCAUGGUGGAAGCUUCAAACGUGUCCUACGUGAACAUAGAGUCCGAUACAGAAGUGAUCGUCCUGGAUUCAGAUUCUUCAUCGCCGCCGCAGACUGAAGAACGCCAGCUGAGAGUUGCACCACUGAAUGCCCUCACUGACCAGCCGCUGGCUCCCAUGCAGCCCCUGGUUCCCACACAGGAGCUCCUGGCGGCCGCCGUGGCCAAGUUCAAACGUUCCCUGCAGCACUGGAGCAUCAGCGCAGAGAACGGCAGUCCGCCGCUAUCUCCGCCGCCUCCUCAGUGCAGCCCUGUCAACUUUCCGGAAAGAGGCCUGUGUCACGUGGUUCUGCCGCAGCUGCUGCAAAACUUCAUGGGGCCUACCAGGAGUGUUCGGCCGGCAACGCAGAUUGGCUCGGAUGAUGUCAGUGUAUAACCACGGACAGGUAAAGGUCCAUCGAGAUACAAUAAAAUAUAUAUGAUGAAAUGUAAAAACUUCAAUUAUCUUGUAGUUGUAUGUUAUUUCCAUGGGGAUGAACGGUCAGUAGCUGCAGUCGAGGAAUUGUUACAUCAGAGCAUUGCUAACUAAGCCAAUAAUCAUAGCUAUAAGAUUGUGGUUUUUCUUGAAAUAAUAAAUAUAUUGCAUGUUA
Entelurus aequoreus (snake pipefish) is the source of this 2767-nucleotide messenger RNA. It is a transcript of the gene ubn1, whose product is annotated as ubinuclein 1. The transcript is spliced from 13 exons. Lineage: Eukaryota; Metazoa; Chordata; Actinopteri; Syngnathiformes; Syngnathidae. The record is from RefSeq and is a predicted model, not a curated record. The coding region runs from base 169 to 2553 and encodes 794 amino acids. Gene Ontology annotation, cellular component: nucleus.